Molecule: messenger RNA, 5422 nt
Organism: Gryllus bimaculatus (two-spotted cricket)
Lineage: Eukaryota; Metazoa; Arthropoda; Insecta; Orthoptera; Gryllidae
Source: the annotation of a GenBank genome assembly
CUUCUCACUCACUUAAUCUCUGUCUCACUCUCUCAGUGCAACAGGUGUUUUAGUUUUGAGGCGAAACUGUAAUUGACAGCUCACUUCCCCAUGCCAAUUAAUGGAUAACAGAAACUUGGCGAAGUGGUUGUACGACUACAAUACUAUCUGUAGUGUGACACUAUCUGUAGUGUUUUGGGAAAGCGAUCUAACAAAUAUUUCUGUCAAGAUCGAUGAACAUUCUCAAAACUAAAAAUGACGAUGAGCCCGGACGUAAACACUACUGUCUGCUUUCCAAAAGGCCCUCCUGAUAUCAACAUCGUUAUAGUUGGCGAUAGUUACGUUGGGAAAACAUCGCUUUUAAAAACGUUCGUGACUCAUGAAUACUCGAAAAAUUAUGAAGGGCCAAGGUAGCAAUGCCUAUUUUGCAUAAAAUUUGCUUGUUGCCAUAUACUUUAAUAUUGCGUUAUCAGAUCACUUGUAGUUUUCUUAUUAUUUCUAAUAGUUUAGAAAGAUACUUCGAAGACAUUACAGUUGAUGGUCAAGAUUUCCAUCUGAUAUUGUGGGAACCAAUUGCCCUAGAAAGUUAUGAUAAAAUGAGGGAAUUUAUAUAUGGAAAAGCAGAAUGUAUUAUAGUAUGUUAUGCAGUCAAUGAUUUGGAGUCUUUUCAACGUGUCUCAACAUUUUGGUGUCCAGAAAUACAAAAAUAUUGUCAAGAUACUCCUAUAUUAUUGGCAGCUUUGAAAGCAGAUUUACGUGAUCAAAAUUUCAAGUGCAUCUCUCGCAGUCAAGGAAAAGAUCUCAAAUGUAUUUUGAAUGCUUCAGGUUUUGUAGAAUGUUCAUCAUUUCUGGGCAUUGGCUUGAAAGAUGUGUUUGUUAAGGCUAUUCAGUGUGUUUUGAAAGAAGAGAAAUGUAAAAUUAAGCAUUGCUCCGAUUGUAAUACAAAGUUUGACUUUCUUCGAAGAAAGCAUCAUUGCAGGCGCUGUGGCCGCAUUUAUUGUGGAUCGUGUUGUGAUACAAGAAUUGGAUUACCAAGGAUGUGUUUUGUGGAUCCUGUGAGAGUGUGCGAGAAAUGUGCUGCUGUAACUAAUAAAGAAAAUGACUUCUUUGAACGUCAGUUAAAAACCCUUACAAAUGGUGCUACCUUUUUGAUACAUUCAAUUGAUAAAAAUUCUGAAAGUGUCAUUUGCAGACUGUCGUCUGACCACAGAUAUUUAAUAUUUGAUGGAACUUCUACCAAGAACUUGGAUCCAGUUGAACUUACUCAAAUAAAGUCAGUUGGUUUAUCAAGAGAUGAAAACUCAGGAAUAAGUAGUGUUGAGAUUGUGUACGCUCAUGAUGAAUUAAAUAACAGGAAGUUGAAGCUUUUGAGUGCCCCAGAGCCUCAUCGGAGGGUCUCAUCUUCAUGGAUUGUGGCUAUUCACCAGGCUUUUAAAUUACUCUACCAACAAGAGAUAGGCACUGAAUGAAGAAGUUGGAUUCGAGUGUAUUCUUACAUAAGCAUGUGAUGAGAAAAUUAUACAAUUGCCAUUUAAUUUUCUCAAUCUCAUUGUUACAAGAUUGCUAUAUUGUUUUAAAGAUUUGUUCAUAUGAAUACAUUUUUGCAAUAUUUACUUGAUCUUCCUGCUGUAGAUCAUAUAAUUUUAUUAUUACAGGAAUAUUAGUAAUACCUGAAGUUUAUUUAGACAUGUUUAUGUAUGUUAUGGUCUAAUGUAAGAAGUUACAGUUAAUGGUGUAGAUGUUACAAUCACCUGAAAGAAAAGAUAUUAAUUUUGUUAUAGUUUCUUUGAUGAUUUAUAAUUGUGUUCUUUUAUUAUUAUGAUAAUAAGUAUUAUAAAUUUCGAUUUUAAAUGAUGAUGAAUAUUUGUUGUAAAAGAAAGUAAUUUAGUUUUCACAUCCGAUUUCAUAAUCAUAAUUAAUGCUGUUUUCUCCAAAGACAAGUUUUACUGUUGAUUACUUCUCAUUUGGAGUUCAUUACUUAUACAGCAUUCUUGAGAUGAUUGUAAUAAUAGGAUAGAAAGAGGAAAGGUACUUUCUUUAGUCUGUGAUUUGUGUAGCCAAUUCUUGUAUUCCAGCUUGUUGCCAUGUUCAAGUAUUUCAUAUACGUCUAUUAAAUAGUAUAAGAAAGUGCUCUUCCAAAUGAGUCUGACUUUUCUAACAAGUUAUUUUUCUGUUAAAUAUCCUCUUUCCAGUAUGCUUGUUAGAAGUUUCAAGUUCCAAAAUAUUUAAUAAUGUGGAGUAAAACAUGAGUGUUAAGUUAUUCUGGCUACAGAUAUUUUCAUGUAAUGUAAUCUCUUUUGGAUAAGUGAAACUUAGUAAAAGAAAUCAUUUAAUGUACUUUUUUAAUUUACGUAUCAUAAAGUGGAUUGAGUUGAAACUUAAAAACUUUCAAGCAUGAGACUAGUAUCUAUUUUUGGAAAUUGGAAAUGCAAGGUCCAGUUAGGUCUCUCUCUUACAAGAAUAUUGGUAGUUUUACUCUUCCAAAUCUGAGAAUGGAAGCACUCAAACACACAAGGGACACAAAACUAUUUUAAAGUGUGAUUUUGAGAUUUAGAGUUUGAUAAUAACUCACAAUUCAAUCGGAUGUUUGCAGUUGUUGAACAGAUGUAAGCAUUAUUUUUUUGUAAUUGUGUAUCAUGGAUAUUAAAAUGAUUAUUGUUUUCAGAUAUUUGCUUAUCAAAUUCAGAAUGAAAACUUCAUUUAAUGCAGUUACUCAUUUUCUGUAACAUUCUGUAACUUCAGAAGAGUGAGGAUAUUUUUUAUAAUUUUGUAAUUACAUACGAGAUAAAAUAUGAAUUUGAAGAUUUUAUAGUUUGUAAAGAACAGAAAUAUGUGUUUUUUCUAGAAAGCACUGUUCUUUUACAAAUAUUCUGCUUAGAUAUAUUUGUCUUCUAAAUUUUAUUAUUGUAAAGAAAAUACAUAGAUUAAACUACUGUGUACAUUUUUAAUACAGCAAUAAUAUGUUCUUUUGGUUAAAAGGUAUUAAUUAUGCAAUUAUUGUUCUACAGUUCACAUUGCAAUGUUUAAUAGGAGUGAAGAAAAUUAUUAACUUGAAUAAUAAUAAAAGUAAUUUCAAGAUUACUCCAAGGAAGCUUUCAGAAUUGAUUUCUUUUACUCAGUUCCUGAUCAUUUGGGUGAAAUAUCAAGUUCUCAGAAGGGUGCAGAAGGUGAUAAGAGUGCAGGAUCUGUAAAAUACACAAUUCUCAGGUGUCAUUCUCUUGCAUCUGUACUUCAUCAUUUAUUUUUUCUUACUCCAGGACAAUGUACAUGGACAUUUCAAUACCAUACCAUAUUUAGAAGCUGAGUAGUCCUUGUAUCAAAUUGCCAUUAAAUAACACAUUCUUUGAAAUUACAUGAAUUGUAACAAUUGUAAGAAGUGUAAAGUUUCCAUUUUAUUUGGGUAAUAACCAAUUCUUGAGAAUUCCAAAACUUAAGAGCUGGAUAAGUACUCCAUUUUGAGUCAUUCCAUGUUUCCCUCAUUAUUGUUUCCAAUGAGAAAAUGUUUUACUAUUUUAGACAAUGUUCAGUUUUAAACUUCCUUUCUGUAAUGUCGGUUUUCUUUAGAAAUUAAUUUAAAAUUCAGAAUUACUCCUACAAAUGAAUUGUAUCAUCAGGUUAUAUUGUUAUUAUAUUGACAAGUUUAACUAGUUAAUGAUUAUGUAAAUUAAGUUCAGGUUCUUUUAAUCAGAAUUUUCGAUAAUUAUUGACAUUGGAUUGUCAGGAUUGUGUAUUAUUUGUUAUCCUUAUCGUAGACUUCAGAUUAUAGUAAUGUUUUUGAAUGAAAUUUUUAUUAUUGGUUAUUCUUACAAUGGGAUAGUGAUGGAGUGGUCUAAUUUUGUAUAAAGGCUAGACCACACUGGAAAAAACAAUUCAUUGACAAUUUUGAGUUCUUAACCCUAGAAGGCUCAAGUGUUUUUUCAGCGAAAUAAGCAAGCCUAAGGUGAGUCUGCUGGACUCGGUUAUAUUUUUACUUGUUAUUGCAUUCUCUUUGGCAUAGAUGAGUAAUCCAGAGAACCUUAGAAAACUGAGGAACUGUACAUUCCAUUGCAGUUCUUGAGCUUCAGUUCAAUCCAAGUAGGGAUCUUCUUGUUAUUUGAGGAUCUAUUGGAUGUUCUGCCAAGUGUGAGAGGGAAAGUCUUUGUCUUUGGUUUGCUUUCUUCUUACAUUCUGGAUUCAACAUGAGCCACAUGACAUACACAGCAACUCCAAAAACAUCAGUCAGAUUCUUAAAAAAUACAGAAGGCCACAGGUUUAUUUUUCUCUUACAGGGGCAUGUGUUAUUUGAUCUACACUGUUGAGUAUGCCCUUGUUUCAUUUUAAUAUAACAUUCUGUCUAACAUUUUGGAUUUUGUUCUAUAAUAUCCUUAGAAUGAUCUUUGUUGCUGAAAAACAUAGUUUCUUAAUUGGGUGCAGUAACAAAUGGCAUGAGAGUGAAUUUUUUCCUGAAAUUAUUGAGGUGUUGAACCAAUUAAAUAGUUGGAAUACCGAACAAAUGCAAGCUUUGUUGUUGUUUUUUGUAGAGUACCCACAUCCAUUUACUCUACAAUAAUUGUUUGCCCUGGCCUUAGUAUGUAAAAAGGUUUUGUAUGUUUCGUUUCUGUGGUUAGCAUUAUAAGGUGAAGUGGAGUACCACUGAAGUUUCUAUUUUGUGGCUCCUAUGUGUGCACACCUUUCCUAAAAUAGGCAAACCUUUCAAUGAAUGGAAUUAAAAUCUGCCCAAAAUAUCUUCAAGCCAUAUGUAUCUGGCUUUGAAGCCAUGAAUUGCUGGAAAGUCCAUCACUCUUGGAAUGGCCCAAAUUAAUCAGUAGUGUUUAUUGCACCCCGAAAGAUAAUGUGUAGUUAAGAUCUUGCAGUCUGCUUCUCAUGUGGCACGAAUUAGUGUAUAUUUGCUUUCUGCAACACACUUCUUGAUUUGUCGUGAAAGCGAAGGAAAAGGAGGAGCUCUUUGUUUCUUCUCUACUCAAAGUGGCUUGAAAUAUUGGAGACCCAUAUUUUGUAUUCCACAAUACGUCCCUGGUAGAAUCUUUUAUUGUACCUUGUGGAAGCACAACCUCAGAUGUUGCAAUCUUUAUGAUGUUAUUUGAUUCUUUAUUUUGGACUACUCGUGCAUGUCCUUUCCAAUAAAUUGUUCAUUAUCAUUGGUUGUAAUGACAGUGUCUUCACAUUCAUAAACAAUGUCACUAUAAUUACUUCUGACACUAGCACUGUACUCUUUGCUAGAAUCGUUUUGGGGUUUGUAAUCACUAUUGCUUACUGAAAAUGUUGCAUAAAAUUCAUUUUUAAUAUCUAAAUUAAGGCAUGUUAUCUUAGCAUCAAUUAGCCAUCAAUCGUGCGGAUAACAACUAAAAUGAAAAUACUUGGUUCAAGAAGAGAUUGAAAGUCCCCCUGUAUUUAAUUGUGAUAACUGUUUAUUGACUACAUGUAAAUAACUAGACUGCAAAAG